AUGCAGCUUACACGGAUAAAGAGCUCAUCACACAAUGCAGGUGGUGGCUUGCCACUCUCGAAUACGAAUGCCGAUGAUGCGGUUAUCGAUGCAUUCAAUGCCGCGUUUACUGCUUCGAUAAAGUCCCCGAGAGAUAUAUCAACCGUGCAGAUCAGUCAGGUGCACUUGUUAUGCCAAGAUUGGACCCAAUACUUCGAGGCUGAAGGCUUACAGCUUCAGCACUACGGUAUGUUGGUCCCGAACUCAGACAGAGCAGGUGAGAAUUCUGUGCUCCCUGGGAUCAAUGGGGCCACUGCGGGUCAUUGUUUGCCUGAGCAAAUAUGCCCAUUGAGGGUAUCUACAGUUGCUGAUCGGAUUCUCUUGGGAACCUGUCCAAAAGAUACCAUCAGCUUUAAUGAUUUGAAAAGCACACUGGUGUUUUUAUUAAACACGUAUUUCACAGGGAGAGGACAAGAACCGUCGAUACCGGUCGACAUAAUGACGCUCACUUUAGAACCAUCGGUCAAGCCUACUACACCUGGGGCACCUAGUACACUUCCUACUAUCACCAAGUGGCCCAUUGCUGCUAGACAGGUCAUGCGAGAUCAGGCUCUCGGUAUCCAUGCAUCCUUUCAGACAGUCUGCAAGCCCUUCGAAAGUGGUGUACUUAUCUCGAAGGAAUCACAAGCUUCUGCCACCAGGAGCGGACUCACAGCGGAGCGCAUGGGUUUAAAAACUGCUCGCGAAAAGAAUCUUGCAAAAGAUCACGAGAUCAUGCAACCAGCAAUCCAACAACAGCAAGUGGUUGUGCGUAUCUCAUACGCGGCAAGACCUUGCAUGCACCAGGUGACCGCUCAUACCACUCCCUAG
Messenger RNA from Aspergillus niger, 849 nucleotides. RefSeq lists its product as uncharacterized. The record is from RefSeq and is a predicted model, not a curated record. NCBI's taxonomy places the organism in Eukaryota, Fungi, Ascomycota, Eurotiomycetes, Eurotiales, Aspergillaceae. The coding region runs from base 1 to 849 and encodes 282 amino acids. The transcript has 7 exons.